GGAUCUAUUGCAGUAAUUCAGACCCUGACUUGUUGGAUGAGCAGGCACCUCUUGAAGAAUCUGCCGUGGGACAUGGUGCAGCCCAGCGGUGGCCCGGCCACAGAGCAGGACUUGCUGGGCGAGGAGUCCUCUCUGGGGAAGCCGGCCAUGCUGCAUCUUCCUUCCGAGCAAGGCAUACCUGAGACUCUCCAGCGCUGCCUGGAGGAGAAUCAAGAGCUCCGAGAUGCCAUCCGGCAGAGCAACCAGAUGCUGCGGGAGCGCUGUGAGGAGCUGCUUCGUUUCCAGGUCAUCCAGCGGGAGGAGAAGGAGUUCCUCAUGCAGAAGUUCCAGGAGGCCAGGAGGCUAGUGGAGAGACUGAGCCUGGAGAAGCUUGACCUGAAGAGGCAGAAGGAACAGGCCCUGCAGGAGGUGGAACACCUGAAGAGAAGCCAGCAGCAGAUGGCCGAGGACAAGGCCUCAGUGAAAGCACAAGUGACAUCCUUGCUGGGGGAGCUCCAGGAGAGCCAGAGUCGUCUGGAGGCUGCCACCAAGGAGCGGCAGGCCUUGGAGGGCAGGGCCCGGGCAGCCAGCGAGCAGGCCAGGCAACUGGAGAGCGAGCGGGAGGCACUGGAGCAGCAGCACAGCGUACAGGUCGACCAGCUGCGCAUGCAGAACCAGAGUGUGGAGGCUGCCCUGCGCAUGGAGCGCCAGGCCGCCUCAGAGGAGAAGGCCUAUCACCAGCUCUUCCAGAAACCCCCCAGCCACAUCAAGAGCAGCCUGGUGAGCAGUGAGCGGAAGCGGGGCAUGCAGCUUGAGGACCUCAGGCAACAGCUGCAGCAGGCUGAGGAGGCCCUGGUGGCCAAGCAAGAAGUGAUCGACAAGCUGAAGGAGGAGGCUGAGCAGCAUAAGACUAUCAUGGAGACUGUCCCAGUUCUGAGGGCUCAGGCUGAUAUCUAUAAGGCAGACUUCCAGGCUGAGAGGCAGGCCCGGGAGAAGCUGGCUGAGAAGAAGGAGGUCUUGCUGCAGCAGUUGGAGCAGCUGCAGAGGGAGUAUAGCAGACUGAAGGCCAGCUGCCAGGAGUCAGCCCGGAUUGAGGAUAUGAGGAAGCGGCAUGUGGAGGUCUCCCAGCCCCCCUUACCUGCCGCCCCUACAGUUCACCACUCCUUCCACCUGGCCCUGCCCAGCCAGCGGAGAAGCCCUCCUGAGGAGCCGCCUGACUUCUGCUGUCCCAAGUGCCAGUAUCAAGCUCCAGACAUGGACACCCUGCAGAUACAUGUCAUGGAGUGCAUUGAGUAGGGCUCACGGAUGCCAGGCCCUGCAGAUGACCACCCAGGAAUACGUGGCCUGCUUCCUCUUCACCUGCCCUGUCAAUGGACAGGCCACAAAGCGGGCCACUGCUCUGAGCCCUGGGAGCUUGCUGCAGGGCCCCACGCUUCAGCUGUUGGCCUGCUGGUUCACCACCUCUAGGGUAGCUCUUUUCCUUCUGUUCUGUCUGCUUGACUGCUUGCCUCUAGGGGCUGAUCCCUCACUCUCCUCCCACCUACUCUUGGACAGGGCAAGAGCAGAGGUUAGGAUGUCAGGCCGUCAGAGUCAGCCUGGGCUGGGAAAUGACUUUAUCAUUCCUAAGGCCUAGGUGUGCAGGUGAUCAGGUUGGAUUGGGGGAGGUGUUACAGGCACAGACAGGGUUCCUCCCAUGAAUGCUGUGUUUCAGUUCUGAUCCUGCAGCUAUCCCGUAUCAGCUCUUUCAGUUUUUUUUUUCCUUUGGGGGAGGGGGAAUGGGGAUUGUGUGUGUUUCUGUGACUGGUGUAACAAAUUACAACAGACUUGGAAACUCAUUUCUUCAGGAUUUUGGAAGCCAGAGAUUGCUUCUGGAGGCUCUGAGCAUCAAUUCCAGGCCUCUCUCAGCCUCUGGUGACUGCCAGCACGCUUGGUGGUCUGUGGCUGGUAUACCUGUCACUGUGGUCUCUGCCUGUGUGAUCACUGGAUGUAGGGCCCACCUGGCUAAUCCAGGAUGAUCUCCUCACUUCAGAUCUUUGCCUUCAUUGCUUCUGUAAAGACGCUUUACCCAAAUAAGGUCACAGUCACAAAUUCUUGGGGUUAAGACAUUUAUCCCUCUCUUUGGGGAGUCACUGUUCAACUCAUUGUGGGAACAUCAUCCAGAGCCUACAGAUAAGGGCAAAAACAGCCCGAAGGCAGGCGCUUCUAGGACCUCUUUUACAGAGAAUCACUUCUCAGGGUGAUGGUGGCCACUGGGCUUCAGAAUUUGGUGUGGGCCAGGCCCUUGUGGGCAUAGAGACAUCUUAUUUCCCAGGGGAUGCUGCUGUUGAGGCCAGUGGGUGUGGGGGGAGAGCCAAGUUGGCUGCGGCAGGACGCACCUGCUGGACCACUUGCAUGCAGGUAGUGGCUAUCAGCCUCUGAGAAGGCUGACAGAGGUGCAUGGGAGCUCUUCUCUGUUCAGUCCUCCUCUCUUCUGAAAGGGGCUUAGAGAGAGAGAGAAGGCAUUUCUCCCAAGGAAUGCCACAUGAGCUGCACAGUGGAAUUAUCCAGGAGCUUGAAGGAUGCUUCUGCCUGGGCCUCCUGGGCCUUUAGGGUUAGAAUCUGGGGUUGGGGCCAGACAUUGACCCUCUCUGCUGCCACUUCUGUAGCCCUGUGUAGAGUUGACCAGAUGUUAGCCAUCAACGGUUUUGAACCAGCCUGUUCACCAGAGAGGGACAUUUUGCUUCUUUCCUCUCUGGCUUUAGGUUGGGCUUCCAGGACAACUGGUUGGUUUCCUCCCUUGAGGGAACCAGCCUGCCUGCCCUUAGCUAUGGCUUCUGGUCCAGAACCUGGGCUCUUCCUCUUGCUCAUUCUGCUGGUCCACACACAAGGGAAAUCCACAUGGGCUCUGCAUACAGCAAGAAAGCAUGGCACACUUAUGAGUAACUGCAACAACACUGGCUCCCACAGUAAGCAAAACGAGACUGCAAACAAGCAGCUCAUCAUAGGACGCAGGCCUGGCGAGGUCCCUGUCUCCGAGGGGCCGCUUACUGGGAUGCUGCAAGCAGUGCAGAAGCAUCGGUUGUGCUCUCCCAGUGACUGCCAUUGGAGCAGCUGAAGUGAAGUAACAGGCCAUGGAUCUGAACGUCUCACUAUGUGAAAAGUGCUUUGUAGUACAUUGCUGUGAAAAGGCAGGAAACCAAAUCAUAGAAAGUGUGACCCCAAUAAAGAAGUAAACUGCAAGUGCA
This is a messenger RNA of Tupaia belangeri chinensis (Chinese tree shrew), 3203 nucleotides long. It is a transcript of the gene IKBKG, whose product is annotated as inhibitor of nuclear factor kappa B kinase regulatory subunit gamma. NCBI's taxonomy places the organism in Eukaryota, Metazoa, Chordata, Mammalia, Scandentia, Tupaiidae. The transcript has 10 exons. The record is from RefSeq and is a predicted model, not a curated record. Gene Ontology annotation, biological process: positive regulation of canonical NF-kappaB signal transduction. Gene Ontology annotation, cellular component: nucleus; IkappaB kinase complex; cytoplasm. The coding region runs from base 37 to 1275 and encodes 412 amino acids. Gene Ontology annotation, molecular function: K63-linked polyubiquitin modification-dependent protein binding.